Molecule: messenger RNA, 570 nt
Organism: Mesoplodon densirostris (Blainville's beaked whale)
Lineage: Eukaryota; Metazoa; Chordata; Mammalia; Artiodactyla; Ziphiidae
Gene: TTC36
Product: tetratricopeptide repeat domain 36
Exons: 3
Coding region: 1-570 (189 amino acids)
Biological process (GO): cilium assembly
Molecular function (GO): protein binding
Source: RefSeq, a predicted model, not a curated record
AUGGGGACUCCAAAUGAUCAGGCAGUGUUGCAGGCCAUCUUCAACCCCGACGCUCCGUUUGGAGACAUUGUUGGGUUGGACCUGGGAGAGGAAGCAGAGAAGGAAGAAGGAGAUGAAGAUGGAGUUUUCCCUCGAGCACAGCUGGAGCAGUCCAAGGCCCUGGAGCUGCAAGGGGUGAUGGCAGCAGAGGCUGGCGACCUCAGCACAGCCCUGGAGAAGUUUGGCCAAGCCAUCAACCUGCUGCCUGAGAGGGCCUCGGCUUACAACAACCGAGCCCAGGCCCGGCGACUCCGGGGAGACGUGGCAGGCGCCCUGGAGGACCUGGAGCGCGCGCUGGCGCUGAGCGGCGGUCGGGGUCGCGCCGCCCGCCAGGGCUUCGUGCAACGCGGGCUCGUGGCGCGACUGCAGGGCCGGGACGACGACGCCCGCAGGGACUUCGAGCGGGCAGCGCGGCUGGGCAGCGCGUUCGCUCGGCGCCAGCUGGUGCUGCUCAACCCGUAUGCGGCGCUGUGCAACCGCAUGCUGGCCGACGUGAUGGGGCAGCUGCGCGGGCCCCGCGACCGGCGCUGA